AUGCCCCCCGACGGCAGCGAGUACAGCAACUCGCGCGUCUAUUGCACCCAGGGGAAGUACCAGCUCCCCGGCACGAAGAUUAAGACAUGCCAGCCGGAGCUCAGCCGCUGUUACGGCUGGCCAGCGGAGUGCGACGACCCUUUCUGCAGGAACGGCGGAGCUGACCGUGGCGACGGGCUGUACUGCCAUAGAGGGAUGAUCGUGAGCUGCACCGGCGACGAUGCCCCAGUCACCGAGAACGCUUGCUCAGAUGGCAGGACCACGCUGUCCCAGGAUUGUACGAGAGUCCAAGAGCGCCACUGCGUGCAGCGGGGUGACCAGUUCUUCUGUGCGGACGGGGACAGCCGCCUCGAAGGUGCUUGCAACGACUGGGACAACAACUUCACCCCCAGGAGGCGGAGGGGCUGGAACUACUACGACGACAACGACGCUCAGAGGAGGAGGGGAAGCUCUCCUAGGAGGAGGGGGAGCCCGAGCAAGUAUUACUACGGCGACUGA
Molecule: messenger RNA, 498 nt
Organism: Prorocentrum cordatum
Lineage: Eukaryota; Dinophyceae; Prorocentrales; Prorocentraceae
Source: the annotation of a GenBank genome assembly